AUGUCCGAGCCAACCCUUCCUCCCUCCACUUCCCAGCACACCCUCUCCCUCGAUGCUCUACCUGUCCAAUCCCCUCCACCACCCGAGAUCGAAUCGACUUUAUCUAGACUAUCCGCCUACCGAAAUGUAAGGGGAGUUAUGAUUCUCUCGAGAUCGUCAUCAGCCUCUAUACAGCCUGACGGCAGUUCUAGUGAGAAUGGCGGUGGUGCUCUUGCAGGUGUUGGAGGUAUCAUACAGACUACCGGGAAUGUCUUCGAAGGUGAAUCAGGAAAGAAGUACGCAAAAGCUGUAGAAGAGAUAGUACUGAGGGUAGGGAAGGCUUUGAAUGAUUGUGAGCAAGGUGACGAACUGAAAUUUAUGAGGAUACGGACAAAGAAACAUGAAUUGAUCAUUACACCAGAUGAGAAAUACCUUUUGGUCGUAUUGCAAGAUCCCGGGCAAUCAUAA
Kwoniella botswanensis is the source of this 447-nucleotide messenger RNA. RefSeq lists its product as uncharacterized. The coding region runs from base 1 to 447 and encodes 148 amino acids. NCBI's taxonomy places the organism in Eukaryota, Fungi, Basidiomycota, Tremellomycetes, Tremellales, Cryptococcaceae. The record is from RefSeq and is a predicted model, not a curated record. The transcript has 3 exons. Gene Ontology annotation, biological process: microtubule-based movement. Gene Ontology annotation, cellular component: cytoplasm; cytoplasmic dynein complex. Gene Ontology annotation, molecular function: dynein intermediate chain binding.